Hypanus sabinus (Atlantic stingray) is the source of this 5768-nucleotide messenger RNA. RefSeq names its product WD repeat domain 59 (gene wdr59). The coding region runs from base 30 to 3026 and encodes 998 amino acids. Gene Ontology annotation, molecular function: protein binding. The transcript has 27 exons. Lineage: Eukaryota; Metazoa; Chordata; Chondrichthyes; Myliobatiformes; Dasyatidae. The record is from RefSeq and is a predicted model, not a curated record.
UGUUAUUGUGGGUCUCCGGCUCCACGACAAUGGCGGCUCGCUGGAGCAGCGAGAAUGUGGUGGUGGAGGUUAGGGACUCGCAGGCAACUGCGAUGUCUGUGAACUGUCAUGGCCAACUUGCAGUGCUCUCUGGGCGCCGCUUCUUGUAUGUUAUAAAUUUAGAUGCUCCGUCAGAAGUACCAAAAAAGAUUGCAAGGCAGAGUAAGUGGGACAUUGGGGCCGUGCAGUGGAAUCCACAUGAGACCUCGUCUCACUAUUUCGCAGCUUCAUGUAAUCAACGGGUGGACCUUUACAAAUGGCUUGAUGGAAAUGGUGAGAUCCACACUUCACUGCAAGGUCAUACCCGUGUUAUAAGUGAUUUGGAGUGGUCGUGGUUUGAACCGGAACUACUUGUUACAAGUUCUGUUGACACCUACAUCUACAUUUGGGAUGUCAAAGAUACACGAAAGCCAUUGGUGUCAUUGUCAGCUGUAGCUGGAGCCUCUCAGGUGAAAUGGAACAAAAAAAACUCCUGCUGCUUGGCAACAAGCCAUGAUGGAGAUGUCAGAAUCUGGGACAAACGGAAACCUAACACAGCCGUAGAAUAUAUAGCUGCUCACUUAUCAAAAAUCCAUGGGCUGGAUUGGCACCCAGAGAAUGAACACAUCUUUGCUACUUCAAGCCAAGACAACUCAGUCAGGUUCUGGGAUUAUCGCCAGCCACGGAAAUACCUAAACAUCCUCUCAUGCCAAGUACCAGUGUGGAAGGCUCGUUACACACCUUUCACCAAUGGCUUAGUGACAGUGAUGGUCCCACAAUUACGUCGUGGUGAGAACAGCCUUCUACUUUGGAACAUAUUAGAUUUAAAUGUUCCAGUCCAUACCUUUGUUGGGCAUGAUGAUGUGGUACUUGAAUUUCAGUGGCGUAAACAGAUGGAAGAUAUGAAGGACUAUCAGCUAGUUACCUGGUCACGUGACCAGACACUACGGAUGUGGCGGAUUGAUACGCAGUUACACAAGCUCUGUGCAAAUGAUAUGUUGGAUGGGGAAGAAUUAAUUGAUGGUGUUUCCCUGCUCCCAGAGACAGACAAAUCCCUUCAUUCACAGGAUACAGAUUCUCAUCCAACAAUAAAUCAUGUGAACGAGGAGGAUGAAGCACUGAGGGAAGAUUUUCAUAACCAUGCAACCAUCAAUUCUAAACCAGAUUACCUUGGACUACCGCAGACAUUGCAACAAGAAUUCUCAUUGGUUAAUCUGCAAAUCCGCAAUGUGAUGGUAGAUGAGAUGGAUGCUAUAAAUCGCAAUUGCACAGUCUCAGUGCAUUGUGGAAAUUUACGAGUGAAGAUGGUUGUGAUAUUUCCAGUACAGUACCCAAACAACGCUGCACCUUCUUUCCAGUUUGUCAACCCCACCACCAUCAGUUCCAGCAUGAAGACUAAACUCCUAAAGAUUCUGAAGGACACAUCUCUCCAGAAGGUAAAGCGAAAUCAGAGCUGCUUGGAACCCUGUCUACGCCAACUGGUGUCCAGCCUGGAAGCCAUUGUGAAUCAGGACACCAAUGGCUCUGCUAACUCACAAAAUCCAUUUGUCAUUGGAAACUCUGUGACUCCGCCACUGCCAACUUUCCCACGAGUUACGAACACGUAUGGUUCCUAUCAAGAUGCAAACAUUCCUUUUCCUCGCACUUCUGGAGCACGCUUCUGCGGAGCUGGUUACCUUGUAUACUUCAUGAGACCAAUGACUCUUCAUCGGACUGUGUCUCCAACAGAACCCACACCCAGGUCACUCUCAGCACUCUCUGCAUAUCACAGUGGAGGAAUCACGCCAAUGAAGAUCCGUACAGAGUCACAGAGUAACUUGAGAUUAUAUAGUGGGAGUCCAACGCGCAGUGAAAAGGAGCUGGUGUCCAUUAGCUCCUUCUAUUACAAGGAGCGAAUGUCUCCUCUCUCCAACUGGCGGCGCUGGUCCAUUCAAGCCACUAAUGAGUUCCCGAAAUCACGUCGAUGGAAAGGAAAGCGAGAAGGGACUGAUACAAACAACCGACCAAUUAAGGCUGCAGGGAAAGUUAUCAUUCAGGACAUCUCCUGUCUUCUUCCAGUACACAAGUCAUUGGGGGAAUUGUACAUACUGAACGUGCAUGACAUCCAAGAUACUUGUCAGAAGAACGCUGCUGCAGCUUUGUCAGUUGGGCGCAGAGACCUUGUUCAGGUAUGGUCUUUAGCUGCUGUUGCUACAGACUCCUUCCUUAGUCCACAUCCAGAUCCUGAUGUAGAGACACCAUGGGCACGGCAUCCAUUUGGCAGGCACCUCCUUGAGUCGCUCCUGACCCACUACAGCACGAUACACGAUGUUCAGACUCUAGCAAUGCUAUGCUGUGUAUUUGAGGCCCAGUCCAGGCCUCCAGACUGCUAUAGCAGCAUGGGCACACAACUGUACCAACGCAAUUCUAUCUCCACUCCCUUUCUACAUUGCUCAGGCUAUGCUUCUUCAGGUUCCUAUUCAAGCACAUCUGAAACUAUUGUUGGGUCCACUGGAUGGAACAUAGUGGGUCGGGAAUCAGAACAGUUCAGCUCUUGGUGCUAUGAAUCACCGGAUGACUACCGUUAUGGAAACCACAUCUAUGCUGAUCCAAAAGAGCGGGAGAAGGAGCAACAUGAAAAGAACAAAAAGCUACUCGAUCCAGCCAACAUGUUACAAUAUGAUGAUUUCAAGAAACGUUAUGGCGAGAUUCUGUACCGCUGGGGUCUGAGAGAGAAACGAGCAGAGGUCUUAAAGUUUGUCUCUUGCCCUCCAGAUUCUCAUAAGGGAAUUGAAUUUGGAGUGUACUGCAGUCACUGCCGCAGUGAGGGACGAGGGACACAGUGUGACAUUUGCAAAGGCUUCACCUUUCAAUGUGCCAUCUGCCACGUUGCUGUCCGAGGAUCUGCAAACUUCUGUCUCACCUGCGGGCAUGGUGGCCAUACAAGUCACAUGAUGGAGUGGUUUCGGACCCAGGAAGUGUGCCCCACAGGCUGUGGCUGCCAUUGUUUGCUUGAAAGCACAUUUUGAAAAUGGUCUGCUGCCACUAUUGGUAGUAGAUGACCGCGAAUGGCAUUCCAAAGUAUUCCAUCUUUCGCUCUUCACUGAAGUUGUGUCAAGCAGUUGAACCAAGAUAUGAAGACAUAAGCCAGUGGGAGACCUAGACUGGAGUUUUCUUGAUCAAAGUUUUGAACUUUGAAGAUAAAGUCUUCAGCAUUUCAAAUUAAUCUGGUCUGCUUUCAGUGGAUGAGGUGCAGAGUCUCGCAACAACAAAUGGCCAAAUUCAAAAGCAAAACUUAUUUAUAGAAGCAAUAUUUUUUAAGAAACCUGAACUAAUGUGGGUAUUUGUUUCCUUGCUGGUAAUGGUUAAUGUACAAUUAAUUAUGUACCCUGACCAUGAAAAAUGUGCAGAACUGAAAUUAACACAUAUGGAGAGACCUGGUCCAACAAAAGUGGCCCAUGUAGAUAAUCUCUCACAUCUUUGCUGUUGAUCUGUUUUCAUGCUGUUGGUGCAGUGUUUGACAAUUUUCACAAGUUGAAGAGGCAUAAUUAAAUUGGGCAGAGGUGCUGACUUCAUUUCUAGAAGCAAGAUAAAAGUCCAGUACAAAUUGGCACUCCAUCCACUUAUUCAGAAUAUCAGACUAAAGAAUGUACAGUGUUGAUUGUCCAAUGAGCAUGAAACUGGGCUACAGCUUCCUUGAAAUUGGCACUAUUUUGGAAAUGUCAUUCCAUAUGUGGGAAAUUGGCAAAACAACUUUCUUAUGGAAAUAUUCAGGUAUGGAAUGUGCCAGGAUAGCGGUGGCUCUUUCUAAUUGUGCAAUACUUGGGUCUGAUACUUGAUGGACUAUUUUCAGCAAUUAUGAAGUGUAGAAGGGCAUUUCUUGAACAGGUUAAAUGCUUUGCUGUGUAUUACCAUCUUUACUGUGAUCUUGAACUGUCCUAGCAAAGUUGGCUGCUUUUCGUAGAGUUAAUGAAUUCUCUGGCAACUGGUUGGUACAUUAAACAAAGAUUUUGGCAUAGAUGGAUCCAUAGUACUGGCAGGCAAUUAAUUGCCAUUGUUACUGGGACAGGAGCUGUUGAUUUGUGCAAGCAAGGCAGAGCUCCAUUGCUACCAUUUUCAUUUUCACUGGGCACUUUAAGAUCAGAUGGAAGCAUGUUAUUGCCAAGAAUAUGAGACUCCAAUCAGAGAACUUUGUCCACAGAAGCAGUGAAUCUUGGGAGAGAUACAGCACGCACUUUAUCCUCAGUUGCAGUUUAUUGUGGUCAUCCUCUAUAUAGACUGAAGUUUUUGUAUUUCUCGGAAGUGCUGAGCCUUUAACUGAGCAGGUUAACAGAUUUUUAGCUGUGUCGAAAGUUUGAGAGAUAUCAGAACUAAACUCCAUUUAUUCAUUAACAAUAAAAGCAAUAAGUUUUCUUAUAAUUUUAUUUGCUAAACUAUCCCUUUCCCCCCAGCUUCUUCAAUAAUGCUUAAGUUCAAAGCACAAGUCAUCAGCUGAAAACACUGUAUAUAGUAGCCAUUAUUACUGCUGCAUAGCCAUGAUGACUUUUUGUUUAUGUGGGUCAAUUAGUUUGUUUUCUGAACAAUUGAUGACCUGCUUCCUGUUUUAGUAUCUUGUGGUCGAGUCAGCUACAGCCCAGAAUUGAAACCCAAUGUUGUAUUGGUAUGAACGGAAUUGCAUGUUGUGUUGUUACUAAAGUUACCCAUUUUAACCAUUUAGGAUCCAGAUGAUAAACACUGACCAGGCUGCAGAUAGUGCAAGUUCAGAAAAAUCCAUGACACAGGGAGGAUAGUUCUGUUCAAGUGUUAACAAUUGUGUCUUUAGGAAGUUGCUUAUGCAUAAUCCUUUAAUUGACAACUGAGAAAUAAAGGCCAUGUUGAUUUUGCACUGAUUUUAUAAAGGGAAGAGCCCUUUGGGAAGAAAAAGGAGGAAGAAAUCUGUCUUAGAAGGGAAAUAUUUAGUAUUAAGGAUACUUAAUUAGUUUGACCUUACAAAGCUUGUUUUUUUUUCCUUAUCAUUUAUCCAUCAAGGCAAUUCUGAUUGCCCACUCUGAUUCUAAAGGCUGGUAAAGGAACUGGAGAUGAGAACAUAGUCGAGAAGGACAGCUUCUUCAAUAACCAGUUAAUUUGUUCGUCAUAAAUAAGUUUACAACACUGUUGACUGUUUUAAUCCCUAGGAAAGGUGAGUUAUCAUCAGGCCAGAGUUUUGAGGAUGAAGGUUCUAAUUUCAUCAUGUGUUGGUCAUUCCGUAAUUGUUAUAGUUGGCCAGUCUGGGUCUAUGUAGCUCGAGAGGUGAUGUCACUGACAUGAUACUCUCCCUCCAUGAAGUGGAACCCUGAUUUAUCCUCUCCCAUUUCCCCAUCACUAAUAUUUUGAUAGUUAAUAAGACUUAAGCAAAAUAAAACAAUCCAUUUUGAUAUGAUUUCCCAUUGUACUGCAACUAGAUAUUAAUCUUUUCAGAUUCCAGGACAGCUGUGAAGAAUUAGAAACCAUAAAAGCUAUGCAACUUUGAUUAUUUAUCUGCAAUGUUUUAUUUGUAGACCUGAGUGCACCAGAGGAUUACAUUCAAGGUUGAUUCCCAUUCGGUGCACUGGGCUGUGUGUCAGUUAGUGCAAAUCCUCAUUAUGAUAUCAUCAUUAAAUAGUCUACUGUUUAACUGUUAAUAUUGCUCCAUUUCUGGUGCAAAAUUUAUGCUGUUACCAAAUUUUGUAACUAAGAUGUAAAUUAUAUACAAAGUAGACUCUGUAAAUAAAUUAUUGUUGAAAAUAAAUGAC